This is a messenger RNA of Lottia gigantea (owl limpet), 1274 nucleotides long. RefSeq lists its product as hypothetical. NCBI's taxonomy places the organism in Eukaryota, Metazoa, Mollusca, Gastropoda, Lottiidae. The record is from RefSeq and is a predicted model, not a curated record. The coding region runs from base 66 to 1274 and encodes 402 amino acids. Gene Ontology annotation, molecular function: (S)-2-hydroxy-acid oxidase activity; (S)-2-hydroxyglutarate dehydrogenase activity. The transcript has 9 exons.
GACUAACCACAAGUGCCGGAGCCAAUCAGUACGAUGUUAUUGUUGUGGGAGGAGGAAUUGUUGGCAUGGCAACAGCCCUCGAACUUAUUACUCGCUACCCAAAUUUAUCAUUUGCUGUGGUAGAAAAGGAAAAUUCUCUAGCAUUUCACCAGAGUGGAAGGAACAGUGGAGUGAUACAUGCUGGUAUUUAUUAUACGCCAGGCUCGCUGAAAGCUAAACUUUGUGUUGAGGGUUUGAAACUGGCAUAUGAAUACUGUGAUAAACACAAUGUACCUUAUAAUAAAUGUGGAAAGCUGAUAGUUGCAACGGAACCAGAUGAAGUCAGUCGUCUGGAGAAACUAUUUGAGAGGGGCAAGGAAAAUGCUGUACCAGAUUUAAAAAUGGUAGGACCUGAAGGAAUUAAAGAAAUAGAACCAAAUUGUGUGGGUCUAAAAGCGAUUCAUUCUCCCCACACUGGUAUAGUAGAUUGGGGCGUAGUUACCAAACAUUAUGGGGAAUCAUUCAAAAAACAUGGUGGAACUAUUUACACUGGCUUUGAGGCUGACAAGUUUGACAUGAAAACAGAGUCUACAGAAUCUGAUAGUCUAGAUUAUCCAGUCAGUAUUAAAGGAAAACAACCAAAUCAGAAUGUCAGUGGUAAAUAUGUUAUAACAUGUGCAGGAUUACAAGCUGACCGAAUAGCGGAGAAAUCUGGUUGUAACCCUCAGCCAAAAGUAGUUCCAUUCCGAGGGGAAUACCUCAUGUUAAAACCAGAGAAAAGUGAUUUAGUUCGAGGCAAUAUUUAUCCAGUCCCAGAUCCACGAUUUCCCUUUCUAGGUGUUCAUUUUACCCCAAGGAUGGAUGGCAGUGUAUGGUUGGGUCCGAAUGCUGUUUUAGCGUUUAAACGAGAGGGGUAUUCCUACACUGAUUUCAGUGUGAAAGAUUUAUAUGACGCCUUGGCUUAUCGGGGUCUACGUAAAUUAGCUUUCAAACAUCUACUAUAUGGUAUGGGAGAAAUGUAUAAAGGAAUAUUCUAUGGUGCUCAAGUUAAAAAAUUACAGAAAUUUGUUCCAAGUUUAAAAAGAGAAGAUGUAAUAAAAGGACCAAGUGGUGUGAGAGCUCAAGCGUUGGACAAUGAGGGAAACUUAGUUGAAGAUUUUGUAUUUGACAGUGGAGAGGGUGAUAUAGGACAUAAUAUAUUACACAUUCGUAAUGCUCCCUCCCCAGCUGCUACUUCAUCUCUUUCCAUAGCCAAAAUGGUGGCUGAUAAGGCACAACAACAGUUUAAUCUAUGA